Molecule: messenger RNA, 583 nt
Organism: Schistocerca cancellata (South American locust)
Lineage: Eukaryota; Metazoa; Arthropoda; Insecta; Orthoptera; Acrididae
Exons: 4
Coding region: 77-583 (168 amino acids)
Biological process (GO): sensory perception of smell
Cellular component (GO): membrane
Molecular function (GO): olfactory receptor activity; odorant binding
Source: RefSeq, a predicted model, not a curated record
UGGCGGGCACUUUAUACUUAAUGGGCAUGGAAACAAACAUGUCAGCGAUUCUGCCACCGACGCUCAAGCAGAGAGGAUGGCAAAAGCCAAGGACCUUCCUGAUCCGGUGGUGGACUUGAGGUGGAUGAGCCGGGCGCUGGCACCCGUGGGCAUGUGGGGUCCCUCGGGUGGCAGCCGGCUGUACUAUGCCUACUCGCUGUGGACCAUCGUGCAGCUGGUGCUGACGGCCGCCGGCCAGGUGGCGGGGCUGCAGGGCCACUGGGACGACCUGCAGACCGUCUUCACCACGCUCUGCUUUGCCUUCACUGUCACCUGCACCAUCAUCAAGGGUACCAUCUUCGUGCUGCAGAGGGAGAGCAUGGACGCGCUGAAGCGUCACAUCGAGCGCAACGCGGCCGAGUUCUGCUCGCACCUGCCGGAGGAGCGCCGCUCGCUGCUGGUACGCGCGCGCAACCUGUCGCGCCUCAUCGUCUGCUCCUUCCAGAGCGUGGGCGGCGUCACGCUCGUCUCCUUCAUCACGGGGCCGAUCGUGCAGAACGGCCGCGACCGGGAGCUGCUGGCCAGCGGGCUGAGCAAUGGGUGA